AGAAAGGCCAUGUGAAACCGACAAUGACAGGAAGUUACAGUAAACAUUGCGUCGCAGUGCCGAAUAUUUACUGAACGCUUUGAGAAUAAGUAAGGCCCGCUUAUGCAUGAUGCAGACUUCCCACAAUCUUGGGCACGAAUCGUAAUGGGUGAAGUAUUCCACAAAUGCUAUUAUUUUAUUGUUGUAGCACAGUUUAGAUCAGGUCAGCCAAGGUCAUGACCAAAUAAGAGACUUGACUGUCAACAAGAGUUAAAGAGAUUUGUUAUGGGAAUGUUUACAGCCUUUAAUAUGAUAUUUAUCCUAAUGUACCACCAUAAACACAAUUCAAAGAAAUACAGUAUGUAUUAUGCAGUACUGUUAAGAGUACUAUUUUCCGAUUUCUCAAGAGAAAAUGGGCUCUGCUACUUAAGGCCUACUUUUUUCAAGCGCUAGUUGGUAUUUUAAAUGAUACUUGGGAAUUACUUUUACUAAAGCUACAGUUACAUUUUGUUUGUUUCUGUAUAUUGUGCACAGAUUUAAAAAAAAAUAAAUUUAAUCGAGUGGCAGGUGCGGCGGGAGACAGAAAAUGUCCUCCGAUUCUGGAAUGGCAGAUAAACCACAAAUCAAAUCAAAUAAGCCUUGCUGCUUUGACACUUCCACGUUUUCUGCAGUUAUUUGACCUGAGAAAAAGCUCGAGCUGUUUCCCCAGUUUAUCUGGGACUUUUAUUUUGAAAGCCACUGAUCGGAAGUGGUUGUGGAUAGCAAAUCUUAUAAUUAUCUUAAUGUACUGUCUUAGUACUGAAUCCCGUUUGGUACAAAAUUACAAAUCGACAUUUGUUGAUCGAAUUGGGUGCCAGGUUUUUAUUCACAACCCUCACACUCGUGCUCAAAAACCCGCAUCUCACCGACUGAGCCAAAGCACUCAAGAUUCGGACAUCUCUCUUCUCAACAUCAACCAUGCAGUCACUUGUCUGACUGCGGGUACUCUGGGCCCAAACGCCGCUGGUGACACACUGUUGGUGGGAUCCCAGACCAACCUGCUGGCUUACGAUGUUCAUGACAAUACAGAUAUAUUCUACAAAGAGGUGUCUGAUGGGGCGAAUGCAAUCGUUCUGGGAAAACUUGGGGACAUUCCAAAUCCUCUUGCCAUCAUCGGCGGCAACUGUGCCUUACAAGGCUUUGAUUCUCUAGGCAACGACCUCUUUUGGACUGUAACAGGAGAUAAUGUGAGAUCACUUGUGCUCUGUGACUUCACUGGGGACGGCAAAAAUGAGCUCCUGGUUGGAUCUGAGGAUUUUGACAUCAGGGUUUUCAAAGAGGAUGAGCUUGUGUCUGAGAUGACCGAAAAUGAGACAGUAACAUCACUGUGUCACAUGCACAGUAGCCGAUUUGGUUACGCCCUGGCAAAUGGCACUGUGGGAGUCUAUGAUCGCAAUUCUCGGUACUGGAGGAUCAAGUCUAAAAAUCACGCAAUGAGCAUCCAUGCCUUUGACUUGAAUGCUGAUGGGGUUGUGGAGCUCAUCACUGGCUGGUCCAAUGGAAAGAUUGAUGCUCGAAGCGACCGCACAGGCGAAGUCAUUUUCAGAGACAACUUCUCCUCCUCUGUGGCCGGAGUAGUGGAGGGAGACUACAGGUUGGAUGGGCAGAAACAACUUAUAUGCGCCUCUGUAGAGGGAGAAGUUCGCGGCUACCUGCCUGCUGGAAAAGAGCUGAAAGGCAAUCUUAUGGACUCCAGUGCUGAACAGGACCUCAUUAGAGAGCUGAGCCAUCGCAGACAAAAUCUACUGCUUGAGCUCCGCAACUAUGAAGAGAACGCUAAGGGUGUGUCAGACAGCACAGGUGGGAUUCCAGCCAACACUCAGCUCCAAACAGCGCUCUCAGUAAGAGCUGCAACUGAGGUCCAAAAAGCCCAUGUGGAGCUCAGCAUCACAACACCAAAUGAAACCAUAAUCCGUGCAGUGCUCAUCUUUGCAGAAGGCAUUUUUGAGGGUGAGAGCCAUGUUGUUCACCCCAGUGUCCAGAACCUGUCAGGUUGUGUUCGAGUCCCCAUCAUCCCUCCCAAAGACGUACCAGUAGAUUUGCACGUCAAGGCCUUUGUUGGUGGGAAAACCAGCACCCAGUUCCACGUGUUUGAAAUCACUCGACAGCUGCCCCGUUUCUCCAUGUACGACAUCGCAAUCGACCCCUCAGCCCCUCCCCCCACCGGAAGAGUCACUUUCACCAUCAAUGACCGGCCACAGAGGGUCGCAAUGUGGCUGAAUCAAAACUUCCUGCUACCUGAGGGUGUAGAUAGUCCUGAUGUUACUUUUAGUUCACUCCGGGGAGGGGGACUGCUGUCCAUCGGUAUGACCGCUAACGGACAGAUCACUCUUCAAACAGACGACAUCGACCUGGCGGGAGAUCUGGUCCAAUCGCUGGCCUCUUUCCUGGCAAUAGAGGAACUGUCAGCAGAGGCAGACUUCCCAACUUAUUUUGAGGAGCUUCAGACUACACUCACUGAGGUAGAUGAGUUCCACGCUGUCCAUCAGAAGUUAACUGCAGAAAUGGCUGACCACUCCAACUACAUCAAGAACAUGCUGGUGCAAGCAGAGGAUGCUCGCUUGAUGGGUGACAUGACUUCUAUGAAGAAGCGUUACAGAGAGCUAUACGAUCUAAACCGAGAUCUUGUCAGCGAGUACAAGAUUCGCUCAAAUAAUCAUAAUGCGCUGCUGGCCUGCCUCAAGUCUGUCAACCAGGCAAUCCAGCGAGCUGGUCGACUCCGACUGGGUAAACCCAAGAACCAAGUCAUCUCAGCAUGUCGGGAUGCCAUCAAGAGCAAUAAUGUCAGUGCACUCUUGAGGGUCAUGAGAGCUGGAGUGUCCGCCUCUUGAAAGUGAUGCAAGGAAGGCAAUUAAGGCAAAGAGUCGGGAUCGCUACUGUAAACCAUCUAGUCAUCCUUCACCGGCACAAAGAUGAGAAGACACAAUGGAUUGUGGGGUUGCCUGCCAAGACAAUUCAGCACAAUCGAACAAACAAUCGUGAAACUUGAAUAUGUGCUAGAUUGGGUUGCUGAGAUCCACCCAUGUCAGUCAAGUGCUGUGUUUAGCUAGUGUAGCUGCUUUUUUAAACCAAGAGGAGUGUUUAUGAGACAGCAGCUAGAAUAGAAAACUGUGUAAACAGUGCGGUGUGGGAGCUGGCUAGCACAAUUUUUGAGAGGGAAUGCUGAGAGUCAACCAUCACAUAAAUGAUUUUCUGUGCUGGUCAGUGCUAAAUGUUUGAAGGACAUGGUGGACCAGUUGGAUUCAAACAUAAUCAAAGGGGAUUUUUUUUGUGUGUGGAGCUCUAUUAUAUUGUCAUCCCAAAUAUUCAACAAACAAAUAAAAUAGUUCAUUUCCAAAGCGUCCAACCCGAUUGUUUAAAAUGCAUCCCCAGCCUAUCGUGGGCAUAUUUGCACAGUCACGCUAUGAUAUCCUGUGAUGCGUUAACCAGCAUUAUCAUCCUCAAUUCCUAGCUUGUUUUGUCAUUCCAGCUGUAUGACGUGUCAUUAGUCACAUGCAACUUUAUGAGGGAAUUUCUAGUUGAAAUGAGAAACCGAACUGGGUUUUAAAAGUCAUUAGUGAUUAAGCCGAAGGCCUAAGGAGUGUGCCGUGUUGUGUUGCACAUUUGUAAAAGAAAUGCUUCAUUGUGGCUCAAUGUCAUAUACUGCAAGCAAGCACUGACUUCUACCGACUCAGUCACAUUUUAAGAGGAGGAGGCCCACUGGGAGCAAUGUUGUAGUUGUGUAUAUUAGCACAAUGUAUUUGUACCCAAAGAAAACAUGCAUGACUUCAGUGUCACAGAUCACCAAUGAUGUAUUUACUUUUUUAGAUUAAAAAUGUGUUAUUGUCCUAUUGUGAAGAUUAAAUUAACCAAUGUUUUAA
Molecule: messenger RNA, 3878 nt
Organism: Phyllopteryx taeniolatus (common seadragon)
Lineage: Eukaryota; Metazoa; Chordata; Actinopteri; Syngnathiformes; Syngnathidae
Gene: bbs2
Product: Bardet-Biedl syndrome 2
Exons: 17
Coding region: 762-2849 (695 amino acids)
Biological process (GO): non-motile cilium assembly
Cellular component (GO): ciliary basal body; motile cilium; neuron projection
Molecular function (GO): protein binding
Source: RefSeq, a predicted model, not a curated record